AUGAGUAAUAAUCAGUACAAUCAUGAUCCUACAUCAAAUUUCGGAGGAAAUAUUGCUCCUAUGGGGUCCCAGCCCGGUUCAAGUCAGGAGAAGAGAACGACUGAAGGCAUGCCUCCUGUUUCUGCUCCUUCUAGCUCUAGUGUGGCUAGGAACGAGGGUGAUUCUCAGUAUAAUAGGGGAACUCAAAACACUUCAAAUAACUAUGGUACUGGGUAUAUCAACCAAAAUCAGCCAAAUAAUCAGCCAAGUUAUAAUCAGCCUGGAAUUCAGCCACAACAGAGUAGUUUUAAUCAGGAGAAUUAUGGAAUGGGCUUUACAAAUUCUGCUCCUCAGCAUCCACCUAUCUCUUCUGGAAUGAUGGGAGCUCCAAAUUUGAGUAGCAAUCAGCCUCCUAUUGGACAGAGAAAUUACCAAUCCUACCCCCAGCCUGGAUAUAGUGGAACUCAGACCUCAAGCCAAGAGAUGGCUCAAAAUGUUGGAGGAAUGAAUAACUCUGGAGGAAUGAGCCAUGGCCAGAGCCAGAAUCAUAUCUCUACAGUAAACCAGCCUUCAAUCCAGAGUAUGCCCCCUGUAAGUGUCCCACAGACCACUACCCCAAGUUUGAAUACUAUCCAAGGUGAGAAGACUUAUGAACCUGGAACUCUCCCACCAACUUCUACACCAAGUCGCCCUAACUACGUCGAACUCCUUGGAAUUAGUGAAGAAUCUCAGCAGGAAUUUGAUAAGAAAGCAGCUCUUUGAAAACAGUAUAACCAAACAGACGUAUUUGCCGCCAUUCAAGUGAAAAAUGAAGAAGAUGGAUUAAAAAUAAUUGACUAUCUAUUGAAAAAUGGAGUGGACCUGACUGCAAAAGAUGCUUUAAAGCAGACUGCUCUUUUCUAUGCCUCGAGAGACGGAAAAUUCAAGAUCCUCAACCUGCUUAUAGACCAAGGUUGUAAAGCUAAUGAGAGAGACCAGUAUGGGCAAACUCCCAUCUACUAUGCCUCUAGAGAUAAUAAGAUAGAUAUCUGAAAAAGACUCAUCGAAUGAGGAGCUGAUGUUAAUAAUGAAGAUAUGCAUAACCAAACCUGCAUGUUUUACGCCGCUAAGCAAGGCAACAUUGACAUGUGUGCCAAGUUACUCGAAAGUGGUGCAAAUAUUAACCAUACUGAUAAUAAGAGACAGACCCCACUCCACUGGGCCCAAAAGAGUAGGAAAACAGAAAUGGUGGAUUGGCUCAUUUCCAAUGGAGCUUCUCCAAUUACCCGCAAAACGGAGAAAAAGAAAACUACUAAAAUUAAGAGAAGUAAUAAUGCCCGUAAAAGCCAGAAAUAUGUCCUAACUAGAUUUGUUAAUGGCCAAUGGCUUCCUCUUGCUUAUGAGGAUUUCAAGAAAUUGGAAGAAGAAUGUCCUGAAGUUGCUAAAAUCCUGAAAGAUCCUACACAACUUGAGAACUUGCCCAUCCCUGAAAUUCCGGAAAAUACUCCUGUGUAUGAUCACUGGGAGAAGCCUGCUCAAAGAAUAAUACAGCACCUGUGGAAACAAGAAGGUGCUUGGGUGUUCCAACAUCCUGUAGAUGCUAAAGCUUGGAAAAUUGAAGAUUAUUACCAAAUUAUCACUGACCCUAUGGAUUUCUCCACUAUAAAACAGAAGCUGAAGGAGAACAAGUAUCUAAACGUAGACCAAUUCAAACUGGAUGUUCACAAAGUAUUCGAUAACUGCAUAAAGUACAACGGAGAGGCUAACCAGUACUCCUUGAUUGCUAACAAGAUGCGUAAGGAAUUCGAGACCCAAUUACAACUAUUCCAUGUUACUCUGAACAUGGGGAAGUAAGCAACCGCCAUGAGUUUUCUAAUUUUGUGCUCAAAUUCAUU
This is a messenger RNA of Moneuplotes crassus, 1853 nucleotides long. Lineage: Eukaryota; Ciliophora; Spirotrichea; Euplotida; Euplotidae. The record is from the annotation of a GenBank genome assembly.